AUGCCUUACAAUCGCGAUGUAGUCGUCAGUUGCAUCGAGAGGCACUAUGAUUUGCUCGUGCGCAUGGCCUACCUCGACCCGGACACGAUCCUCCGCCCGCCGCCUGAAGGUUGGACUGAUGAGCAGCUCGCUGUUGACACAUUACAAGAGUGGAAACGGUCGGACAGAGUCAUUGAUCUCUUGCGUCACUUGCCUUAUCUGAGCAAGAAUAUGGGUGACUCUAAAUACGAGGUCUAUAUUGUAACGGAAGCAUGCAAUUACCUUCGCAAUUAUGGCUGGCUGAAAGAUGCGGACAAAAAGAAGGCUAUCAGGCAUACGGACCAAGGGAUAAUCUGGCCCAUGGGACCGUUCAUUGUAGACCGUAGUGCACCAGAUGACCAGUUUUGGCGGCAGGCCGCAAAGCCUCGAGAGGUUCAGCAGUACUUCGAUGAGCUCUACGACGAGAUCGAAACCUUGGUCACCGUUCCUGUACCAUUGACGCGAGGUAGCGAUGCAUGGUACAACGAGAUGGUGGAUCAUCGAGACAACAAUGCAAAGGUGAGUGCGAUCCUCUCGGCGAACGUGACCGGAAGACUCAUCAAGCAAAUGAACAGCUACCCAAGCGCUUGCUGA
This is a messenger RNA of Alternaria hordeiaustralica, 612 nucleotides long. RefSeq lists its product as uncharacterized. The coding region runs from base 1 to 612 and encodes 203 amino acids. The transcript is spliced from 3 exons. NCBI's taxonomy places the organism in Eukaryota, Fungi, Ascomycota, Dothideomycetes, Pleosporales, Pleosporaceae. The record is from RefSeq and is a predicted model, not a curated record.